GCCGCCGGCAUAUGAACGUGUUCCAUGGACUUUGGUUGCUGCCUAAAGGACAACCGGAAAGUAAAGGGAUCGCGUAGAAAUCCCAAAAAGUAUGACAACGUCUCACAAUCGUCACCGCGUUACAUAAGAGUACUCCACCGAUCUCUCACCGCUGUCCGCGCAGAAUCAAACAAUGGCCACGGCGGCAACGGCAGCUCGGCACAUGGUCGCUUUGCCGUACCCGGGCCGCGGCCACAUCAACCCCAUGCUUGCCGUGUGCCGCCUGCUCGUCGCCGCGGACGGCGCCCUCACCAUCACCGUCGUCGUCACGGAGGAGUGGCACGGGCUGCUGGCCUCCGCCGGAGUGACCCCCACGCUCCCAGACCGCGUCCGCCUCGCCACCGUCCCCAACGUCAUCCCUUCCGAGCACGGCCGCGGGGCCGACCACGGCGGCUUCAUCGAGGCCGUGAACUCCAAGAUGGGGGAGCCCGUCGAGCGGCUGCUCGACCGGCUGGUGCUGGAGCUGGGGCGGAGGCCAGUUGCUAUCGUGGCCGACACGUACCUGCAGUGGGCGGUGGCGGCCGGCGCGCGGCGCCGGAUACCGGUGUGCUCGCUGUGGACCCAGCCGGCCACCUUCUUCUUGGCGCUCUGCCAUUUGGACCUGUGGCGACCUGUGGUUGAAGGUGUCAGCGAAGAAGAACUAAAUCGCAAGUCGUUGGAUUCAUAUGUCCCGGGCCUCUCAUCAGUGAGGUUAUCUGAUGUCAAGAUCUUCCUGGCCUGGGAGCGGCCAGUGAAAAUAGCAGCGCAGGUGUUCGUCAACGUACGCAAAGCGCACUGCGUCCUCUUCACCUCCUUCCACGAGCUCGAGGCCAGUUCCAUGAGCAAAAUAGCAGAGUCACUUCCCUGCCCCGUCUACCCAGUCGGCCCGUCAAUCCUGCGUGCGCCGGACAACAUGGAGAGCGCCCGUGACGGGGAGCACCGGCGCUGGCUGGAAGCGCAGCCGGAGAACUCGGUACUGUACGUCUCGUUCGGCAGCUUCGUCGCCAUGCCGCCCAAGCAGCUCGAGGAGAUCGCCGUGGGGCUGCGCGACAGCGCGGUCAGGAUCUUCUGGGUGACCCGGGACAGGGCCACCGCCGGCUUGCGGGAGAUGUGCGGCAACAUGGGGUUGGCGGUGCCGUGGUGCGACCAGCAGGAGGUGCUGCGCCACCCGUCCGUCGGCGGCUUCCUCAGCCAUUGCGGGUGGAACUCGGUGCUCGAGGCCGUGUGCGCCGGAGUGCCAGUGAUUGGCUUCCCUGUUGCGUGGGAUCAGCUGGUGAAUGCUCGGAUGAUCGCCGACGAAUGGAAGGCCGGCAUCGACCUGAGGGAGCAGAGGGGGGAGGAUGGGAUCGUGAGCAGGGCCGCGGUCUCUGAUGCCGCGAGGAAGCUGAUGGAUUUGGACAGUGCUGCCGGCCAAGAGAUGAGGAAAAGGGCGGCGCAUCUGCGCGAAGCUUCCCGUGGUGCGGUCUUGGAAGGCGGCUCGUCCCAUCGUUCUUUGAGCGGUUUCCUCAAGGAUCUUGUCGACGGAAAAUUGGAGGUCGCUCAAAGUUCUGCGUGAUAUUCUUCUUUUAUUCCAGUCAGUGACAGAAAAAUCCAAAUACCCCCUCCAUAAACUGAAACCACGUAAGAAUUACCUAUCUGUUUACGGGUUAAAAACUGAAAUGUACUUUGGUUUGUGGCGGAGUGAAGUCUGAAAUAAAUCUUGAGAAUGUACACCUUGAGGAUGUACAGCUCAAUCCAAAUAAA
This is a messenger RNA of Hordeum vulgare subsp. vulgare (domesticated barley), 1761 nucleotides long. Its product is annotated as UDP-glycosyltransferase 87A1-like. NCBI's taxonomy places the organism in Eukaryota, Viridiplantae, Streptophyta, Magnoliopsida, Poales, Poaceae. The transcript has 2 exons. The record is from RefSeq and is a predicted model, not a curated record. The coding region runs from base 173 to 1573 and encodes 466 amino acids. Gene Ontology annotation, molecular function: UDP-glycosyltransferase activity.